ACUACUUCCGGCCAAUUGGAAUCGUACGAAAUAGAUUCACUGUUGUGUUUGUACAUAUUAAAAUAACAUAGAAACAUAAUAACACUUGUAGAAAUCAUUUUAAACAAUCAAAACACGAGCCAAAACAGCUAUGCCUAAGGUAAGAAGGAGUAAAAAGUCUCCCCCAGAAGGCUGGGAACUUAUUGAACCAACACUAGAUGAAUUAGAGCAAAAAAUGCGAGAAGCGGAAACUGAACCACAUGAAGGAAAGAGGAAAGUUGAGGCUUUAUGGCCAAUUUUCAGAAUUCACCAUCAGAGAUCACGUUAUAUUUAUGAUCUUUUCUACAGACGACAUGCCAUUAGUCGAGAACUCUAUGAAUAUUGCUUACGAGAAGGUAUAGCAGAUAAAAAUUUGAUAGCUAAAUGGAAAAAACAGGGCUAUGAAAAUCUUUGUUGCUUGCGUUGUAUUCAAACCAGGGAUACUAAUUUCCAGACAAAUUGUAUUUGCCGUGUUCCAAAAAGCAAACUAGAAGAGGGCAAGAUUGUGGAAUGUGUACUAUGCGGUUGCCGGGGAUGUUCUGGAUGAUUCUAUUUACACUUGAAAAAUAACACAGUUUUAGUAGAUGAUCUAAAUGUGACUGGACAACAGAUUUCUCCAUAUAUUUUCAUCAACACAUUUUUCAACUUAAACUUCAAUGUCUUCAUUGGAUUUUGGCCUUUUAUAAAUUCUAAAACAUUUUAAGGAUUUUUUUUUAUAAAACCAAAAGGAUCAAUUCAUUAUGUAUGCAAGAGGAUAAAAUUAUGUAUCUUGAGAUUGUCAAUGACUUACAUCUAAAAUUCAUGGAGUGUUUCUAAAUUCUUGAAUUUUCUUCUUCUAACUUCAUACAAUACAUGAUUUUUUUUCCAAAGAAGCUGGUUGAAGUGCUCUUGGUUAUAAUAUUUAAAUAAAGAUAAUAUUAGACUUGUAAAUUCAAUAUCCACUAGCAAAUACAUUUUAUUUUAGUUUAAAAUGUUCUUUCACUCUUAAGUUAUUUUGUGAGCAAAAAAAUUAGCCUUGUCAUGUAUGGUAGAACUAUAAGUUGAGAAUAUUAUAAAGCUUUACUUUGGUUAUUUAAUAUCCAUAUGAUUGUGAAAAUUUCUCAGUCAAGAUAUGUUAGGUACAAAAUCAUAACCUGCUGAAUGAAAACAGUUAUAAGUCCUUCACACUUUUCCCCCUGUCUGCUCAUCUGGAAAGUUACAUGAUAUUUGCACACUCUUUACAACUUCAAUGCCAUUACAGUAGAUAAAAAAAAAAUUGACAUUAAACUUGAAUCCUAGAUUGAAGGCAGCGAAUCAGCAGAGUCACUAGAAUGUUAGGUAGAAUGUCUAGCAGUGUUCAUUCCAAAUCUCUGCACACUGAGUUCAAAUCCUACUGAGGCCAACUUUGUAUUUCAAUGUUGAUAAAAAUGCACCAGUCUGGGGCAGUGCAUUGGUGGAUUGGUGAAACAGUUAGUUGUUGAGCAAGAUAGAGAUCUUUUCUGUUUCGAUGCCACUUUGCAAGUUCUUCAAUUUUUGUUCCAAUUGAUUUCAUAUUUGGCAUAUUGCUCUAGUUUUGUAAAGGAAUCAUUGUCAUGAAAUUCAUUUUCACCAUAAAUCAAUAACUAAAGAGUUAAUAGCUUUUAAAAUUUGCAAAUUUUGAGUAAUUUUAGCCAAUCGAAAACCACAGAUGUAAUAGGUGCCUGUUUCCAUGGUAACAAACCACGCUGCUUACCAUGUGUUCUUUUUGUCACUUAUUAAAUGCUUAAAACACAUAUGGUAUAAGGUGUGCUAAAAAUAACAGCUAAAUAGGCCUUAAAUUACACACAAAAUUUUUUGUUAUGAGGGAUUAUAUAAUGUGUGUAAAGCAGAAUUCCACCAAUAUUUUAUUUGUUUACAGUUGACAAUAUGUGCAGUCAUGCACACAAUGACAGCUUCCAAAUCCUGUUUUCUGACAAGAUAAAAAUUAUCAAACUUUAAACCUCUUUAAAUUUAAAAAAAAAAUUUCUGGAAAAAGUGAAUUAUCUCUUGAGAUUCAGCAUGGAAAAUUACAUCGAUGCGCCAGAUUAUAGAAUUUUCACUAAACUUUAAAAUUUCCACAGGUGCAACCGAACAGAAACAAUCCCAAGAUACUUUGUGGUAUCUUGUUUCAGCUGUUCACAUUCUGACAGUAAUACUUACAACAACACUGAUCCCAAGCUGUAUUGGCCCAAGUUUGUAACCUUUCACUUGGACAAACAUUAAUAUUGUGGAGCUGGUAAACCUGCAUGCAUUGACAACUACCAAUCUUCUUCCAAAAAUCUUGCCCAACUCUGUGCAUACAUGUACUGAUGUAUUGUUAACCAUUGCCAAUGGAGGCUCUAUUGUAUAUUUAUUGAAUAUAUUUUCACAAUAAAUCCUAUCAGCUUUAGACUUUUACCAAA
Messenger RNA from Octopus bimaculoides (California two-spot octopus), 2417 nucleotides. RefSeq names its product protein BUD31 homolog. Gene Ontology annotation, cellular component: nucleus; spliceosomal complex. Gene Ontology annotation, biological process: mRNA splicing, via spliceosome. NCBI's taxonomy places the organism in Eukaryota, Metazoa, Mollusca, Cephalopoda, Octopoda, Octopodidae. The record is from RefSeq and is a predicted model, not a curated record.